This is a messenger RNA of Arabidopsis thaliana (thale cress), 1481 nucleotides long. Its product is annotated as RNA-binding (RRM/RBD/RNP motifs) family protein. Gene Ontology annotation, molecular function: nucleic acid binding; RNA binding. The coding region runs from base 216 to 839 and encodes 207 amino acids. The record is from RefSeq and is marked reviewed. The transcript is spliced from 8 exons. NCBI's taxonomy places the organism in Eukaryota, Viridiplantae, Streptophyta, Magnoliopsida, Brassicales, Brassicaceae.
UGAUUACGAUUAUUGUUAUUUUCUUUUGUUGUUGCAGACACCAUAAGAAACGUGAGUCUUGCUACAUGCAAUUAUUGACUCUUGUAAUAGUAUAAAAUUUUAUUGAAUAAUUCAUCUGUAGACAAGGGGGAAAAGAAAGACUGAUUUUACGCUUUAUUGCUCUCACUAAAACCCUAAUUCUCUCCGUCUCGAUCGCGACCUCUGUUUCUUCGGCAAUGGCGGAUUCUCCUCAAAGAAGAAGGGAUUCACGAUCUCCUUCACCCCGAAAAGAACGAGCUAGAUCCAGAUCCAGGUCUAGGUCCAGGUCUAGAUCCAGGCCCAGGCUUAGGUCCAGGUCAAGAUCUUUGCCAAGGCCUGUUUCUCCAUCACGAAGCCGUGGAAGGUCAAGGUCAAGAAGCCGUGGAAGAAGUGAAGUUGAAAACCCUGGUACCACUCUCUAUGUGACUGGCCUAUCUACAAGAGUCACUGACAAGGAUCUUGAAGCACAUUUCGCCAAGGAAGGAAAGGUUGCGUCUUGUUUUCUUGUGAUGGAGCCGCGCACCCGUGUGUCUCGUGGUUUUGCCUUUGUUACAAUGAGCAGCCUUAAAGAUGCUGAGCGGUGCAUUAAAUAUCUCAACCAGUCUGUACUAGAAGGCCGAUACAUAACUGUGGAAAGGAAAAUAUUGCAUCAAGCAACAAUCAGAGAUGAUAAGAGUACUCAUCCUUGCUCAACAUCAUUAAGUGAAACACAGCUUGAUCAAUCGAAUCGCCAGCUUAAACAUAAUCAUAAGCAACUAUAUUGCCUCAACUCUCAACUCUCAACUAGUCAAAGGACAUUAUCAAGUAUCAACAACUAUUAGUCAAGUGUUUCUCCAGCCUAGGAUGCAUCUUGUUUCCUUGAAUAUACCUAUGGCUUUUCUAGAUUGAAAGUUGUGUUCCAUUACAUGAGCUUUAUGUACUUUGUGCUUUCUUCAGUCCAGGAGAAAGCGCCCGAGAACUCCCACCCCAGGCCACUAUCUUGGCUUGAAAAGCUCCAGAGACAGCGAUCGAGAAGGCCGUAGCAGUCGAGGGAGGCACUAUGAUCGUGAUGAUUACAGAGACCGUAGGUCACCAAGACGCGACUAUUCACCUCGUGAUGAAAGAAGGUCUAGAAGAGAUCGGUCUUACUCUCCUCAUGGAAGAAGCCCAGAGAGAAGAUCAGAGAGAAGGUCUGAGAGGUCAGAGAGAAGGUAUGAACCCCGUGGCUCGAGAUGACCUGUUUUCAUCCUUUUGACAAAGGAUUCAAAAACUUCUCUGUUGAUUUAGGUUGUGUAAUUGAUCAUCCUUAAAAUAGCACAAAGAUUCUGUCAGGCAACGCUUUGGGUUUCAUUUAUUUUCUGUUGUUAACGUGUUAUUCUGUCGGAACUCUCUGAAGUGAAAACUAAAAACUGUAAUAGCUUCUCUGUUAUGUCUCUACUCUACUUGUUUUUGAAUGAAUCAGAAUAUCUUAUGUGAUUAGAAUC